Molecule: messenger RNA, 284 nt
Organism: Cylicostephanus goldi
Lineage: Eukaryota; Metazoa; Nematoda; Chromadorea; Rhabditida; Strongylidae
Source: the annotation of a GenBank genome assembly
AUGGACGCUUUCAAAAAUUUUCUCAAAAAGAAGAAAGUUGAGAAACAUUUCAAGAAAUCGGGCCCCGGUCAAAAGCUUGAUACUGGUUCGAGCGCGCCAGCUCCAAGCAUACAUGCUGGUGCAGCGCAGGGUGGCGGAAUUGAUCGUAUCGCUGCUGCCGACAUUGCUGCGCAAGCUGCUAUGAAAAGACUCUACAAGGAGCCUCCUAAAAUUAGUGCUGGCCAGAAGAAAAUACAGAUGAUCGUGGGUUUUUUGAUCUUCUUGUGUCAUUUCAUCGUUUGAAA